GUGUGCCACCGAUAGGAGAUGCAGCACCGGAAUGAAGAACAUCGAGAGGAACUGAUUUCCCACUCAAUUCCACAACUAUCGGCACUGUGGUCGGUUUGCAAUUGAGGCUCGGAAAUGAAGAGCAGUGCAAUUUCCUUGGUGUUGUCUGUGAUUCUGCCUUUGCUGGGGAUGGGAGCGUUCGUCCGAGCAGCGGUGGAUAUAUUUUCCGGAAUGGACUCGACUACGGAGGAGUCUACCGAUAUCGCGGAAUCGGAAAUCGAUGAAAGCUUACCGACUUGCGUAUCGGACGUCUACCCCAAGGAUUCUAUUCAGUUUGACGGGAAAUUGUUCUCUUUGGAGUCGAUAAACAGCACGAUUCGGGCGAUUCCGAAAGCGCCCCCAAUGCCGGAUCUCACACUGACGUGGAGCCGUUUUACCAACAUAUUCCAGCUGCCAAGGAUUUCCGAAAUGGGCCUGGAGUUAAAAACCAUAAUCGAUGAGUAUCGUGCUGUGGCUCAGCUUUACACCAACCAGUGGAUGGGAUUCGUCAAACAACGUCACCAAGCUUCGAUGGCGAAAGUCCAUGCUACCGUGACGGAAAUCAAUAAGAAGAUCCACGACUCAUUUGCCAAUCACUUGGAAGAGUUUCGGGACGUGUGCCUUCCAGAUUCGAACACGUGCCUGCAGAGUAUUCAGAAGGGCAUCGCCAGCUAUGAGCAACGACUGAACGAGAAUGUGGCCGCUUGUAGAAUGUUUGCGAAGCGACAGGUGGAUCAACACGAAGCGUGGAUUGAGCGGGAACGGAGUCUGCUGGAGAGGCCUUUUCUAAGGGUGGAAGAUUGCUUCGCGGCAGGACGAAUCGGAAUCAGUUUAGAUUCCUGUGUGGGAAACAUGGUUGGAAGCGUUGCGAAAGUUGCGACCAAUGGCAUGAACAGAUUUUCCGGUGCCAUGGCAAACGUUUCGGACAGCCUUACCGUACGGUUGGGAAAGUUCCAGGAAUGUGUGGUCAACCGCAAGAAGUUGCUGGAUCGAGGACAGGAGCGAAUUGUCGAACAAGCCCGGGGGUGCCUGCAAAAGCAACAACAAGAACAAAGGCCCACGAGCGCUGGAGAGGUUUUCGGAGGCGACGGGGAAGAGGAUGUCGAUGAUGUGUUUUGAUUGCACGGUGUCUGCCCGGAAGGAGCAUAGAUAAUUAUAAUAUUGAUACGAAUUAGCCACAUUAGUGCAUAUUGAUGACAGCCAUUUGUGGGCGACGGCAGCAGCGAUGCUUUGUUAGUGUUCGUGACAAUGACAGGGAAUGGAUGAAGCUCAUGGGAUUAUGUCGUACUGGUUUGAUGGUAACGCGAUGCC
Molecule: messenger RNA, 1329 nt
Organism: Armigeres subalbatus
Lineage: Eukaryota; Metazoa; Arthropoda; Insecta; Diptera; Culicidae
Exons: 3
Coding region: 115-1137 (340 amino acids)
Source: RefSeq, a predicted model, not a curated record